Molecule: messenger RNA, 6311 nt
Organism: Poecilia latipinna (sailfin molly)
Lineage: Eukaryota; Metazoa; Chordata; Actinopteri; Cyprinodontiformes; Poeciliidae
Product: protein unc-13 homolog A-like
Exons: 42
Coding region: 456-6068 (1870 amino acids)
Biological process (GO): synaptic transmission, glutamatergic; presynaptic dense core vesicle exocytosis; synaptic vesicle priming
Cellular component (GO): neuromuscular junction; synaptic vesicle membrane; presynaptic membrane
Molecular function (GO): diacylglycerol binding; calcium ion binding; phospholipid binding
Source: RefSeq, a predicted model, not a curated record
ACAGUCCCAUCCCGUCCUCCGUGCAUCCCUGCAGCCCUCUGGAGGAGCGAACCCCCUCUCCGCCUGCUCCUCAUCAACCGUGACGUCAGGGCGGUGAGGCACGGGGGAGUUGUCCUCGCGCCGGAGCCCGGUGGAUGCUGCUGAAACAAGAUGGCUGUGCGCGCAGGAGGAGCAGCGGCGGAGAGCUGAGGCAAUGCAGAGGAGGAAGCAGAGGGGGGGCGAGGAAUCUACUCCUGUCUGUCCUGUCCGGUCUUCAAAGGAGCAACAGUCCCGCAGAAGGACAGACGAGUCUCUCUGAGAUGGUGUCAGUUUGUUACUGCCGUUGCCGGUCAGGGUAACGGGUUUCUGUCGCUUUGAGUUUUUCCUGUGGCCAAGACUCUAUAAAGAGGACUGACUAAACAAGCCGCGGAGCACUAAGUAAAGGACAGCCGGGGACGCUCACGCCGCUUUCAGAGAUGUCACUGCUGUGUGUGGGAGUGAAGAAAGCCAAGCUGGAUGGACCCCAAGAAAAGUUUAACACUUAUGUGACUCUAAAAGUGCAAAAUGUGAAGAGCACAACCAUCGCUGUCAGGGGCAACCUGCCUUGCUGGGAGCAGGACUUCAUGUUUGAAAUCAACCGGCUGGACCUUGGCCUGACAGUGGAGGUGUGGAACAAAGGGUUAAUCUGGGACACCAUGGUCGGCACCGUGUGGAUUCCCCUCGGUAGCAUCCGACAGUCAAAUGAGGAAGGUCCUGGAGAGUGGCUCACGUUGGACUCUCAAGUCAUCAUGGCUGACAGUGAGAUCUGUGGAACCAAAGAUCCCACUCUGCACCUGGUGCUGCUUGAUACACGCUUUGAACUGCCACUAGAUAUCCCUGAGGAUGAGGCGCGCUACUGGGCCAAAAAACUGGAGCAGCUCAAUGCCAUGAGGGACCAAGAUUACUCAUACCAGGAGGAACAGGAACGCCCUCUCCGUGUGCCGGGAACCCAGUGUUGUAACUGGAGUCUGUGGGGAGAUCAGCAAAACGAGGACCCAGACAGCGCUGUUGACGACAGGGACAGCGACUACCGCAGUGAAACCAGUAACAGCAUUCCACCUCCUUACUACAGCACGUCCCAACCCAACGCCUCCGUCCACCAGUAUCCCAUCAGCCACCAGCAUCGCAGCUCCAGAAGCUUGUCGUAUCCACGCUCCGGGAACAACCAAGAUCUCGACUACCACCAUCAAAGGACAAUCAGCCCUACUGGAAGCUAUGCGUCUUCUGCAGAGCUCAGCCGGUGCAGCAGCCAGCUCAGUGAAGAAGACUACGGAGGAGAGUACGGGGAGAGGGACCCGUACGACGAGAAUGACUCAUACCACUCCUGCCACUCCUCUGUCAGCUACAGCAAAGGCUCCCCUGACUGGGACCCCGAUGAGACCCAGGGGGCGUACAGUGAUGAGGGCGGCUACAGCAAAGACGGAGGAGAGGAGGUCGCGCUCUACGAGGGAGAUGACGGCGAACUGUAUGAGGGGGAGGAGGAAGGUCUGUAUGAGGAUGAGGAGAUGAUGUAUGAUGAUGAGGACUUGUACAACCUGGACGGGACCCUCAGUGAGGACCUUGAGCCGCCGUUCACUCCCACUCCAACAUCAACCGUUCCGCCGAUGCUUGAAGUGCCCAACUCCAGGCCUCCUCUGGAGAAACAGUCCUCUAUACACCAACAGCCCCCAGGUAAAACGCCCAACCAAACGUCCAAUCAGGCUCAGCCUCCCACAGCACAGCCCCCUGCUGCCCAACAAGCGGCCCAGCCCCCCAAACAACCCCAACCCCAGACACAACCUCAACCCCAAGCAGCCCCGUCUGCCACGUCCUUCUUCUCAAUGGCCAAACCUCUGACAGCUGCAGUCACAGGCCUGGCUUCUUCGUUCCUGUCAUCGGUUCCCGCUGCCCAGCCUCCGCAGGCCCACCCACCAGCGUCAGCCGUUCCUCAGCAGCACCAGUCUCCUCCAGCAAACUCUGUCCCUCCUUCACACCCAGCCACCCUGGCUAAUUCGGCACCCCAGCCGCCCUCCACUGCCACUGGUCCUCCAUCCCAGCAGCCCCCGCACUCCGCGGUGCCACAAUCACACGCCAACGAUCCCGCUGCCACACAGCCAGCCAGUCUCGAGGAUGUUGCACCUCCGAUUGAGGAAGAGUGGUUAGAAAACGAGAUGAUGGAGGAGAAAGAGGUCAGUACUCCCCCUGCUCAGGAGGAGGAGAAGCUUCCUGCAGAGCAGAAAGAGGAGCAGUAUGAAGAGAGCAGACCGCUGACACCAGAAGAGCAACAGGAGGCUCCACCUGAAAGUCCUCCAGUACCAGAGGAGCCGAAGGAGCCAGUGGAUCCAGCAGCCAGAGCCAAGGAGAACUGGCUCAGGCUCUACAACAAGGUCUUAGACCAGCUUCGAGAGGCUCGAGGAGAGACCUCCAGCUCGCUGUGGUUUGGCAAAGGAGGAAUGGGAGGUGCGCUCUAUAGUAUUGACAGCAUGCCUGACCUUCGCAAGAGAAAAGCAAUUCCUCUCGUCAGAGAUCUGGCUAUGUCUCUGGUGCAGAACUCCCGCAAAGCCGGAAUCACCUCGGCCAUGGCUUCAACCACUCUUGGCAAUGAGGAGCUGAAGAGCCACGUGUAUAAAAAGACCCUGCAGGCUUUAAUUUACCCCAUCUCCUCCACCACUCCACAUAACUUUGAAGUGUGGACCGCCACCACCCCCACAUACUGCUACGAAUGCGAGGGGCUGCUGUGGGGGAUCGCGCGGCAGGGCAUGCGCUGCUCUGAGUGCGGCGUCAAAUGCCACGAAAAGUGCCAGGAUCUGCUUAAUGCCGACUGUCUGCAGAGAGCCGCGGAAAAGAGCUCCAAGCACGGCGCAGAGGACCGGACGCAGAACAUCAUAAUGGUGCUGAAGGACCGCAUGAAGAUCAGGGAGAGGAACAAACCAGAGAUCUUUGAGCUAAUCCAAGAGGUGUUUGGAUUGGACAAGACGACGCACAGCACGCACAUGAAACAGAUCAAACAGAGCGUGCUCGACGGGACCUCCAAGUGGUCGGCAAAGAUUAGCAUCACAGUGGCUUGUGCCCCAGGCCUUCAGGCUAAAGACAAAACAGGCUCCAGUGACCCUUAUGUAACCGUCCAAGUCGGAAAGACAAAGAAAAGGACCAAAACCAUUUACGGCAACCUGAACCCGGUCUGGGAAGAGAGCUUUCACUUCGAGUGCCACAACUCUUCCGACCGGAUCAAGGUCCGCGUCUGGGACGAAGAUGACGACAUCAAGUCCCGCGUAAAACAGAGGUUCAAACGCGAGAGCGACGACUUCCUGGGUCAGACCAUCAUCGAAGUCCGCACUCUGAGCGGGGAGAUGGACGUUUGGUACAACCUGGAUAAGAGAACAGAUAAGUCUGCCGUGUCGGGGGCCAUCCGGAUGCACAUAAGUGUGGAAAUCAAAGGAGAAGAGACUGUAGCUCCUUACCAUGUCCAGUACACCUGUCUGCACGAGCACUUAUUCCAGUACACCACUGAGGACCAAAACGGAGGCGUAGUAAAGAUCCCAGAAGCCAAAGGCGACGAUGCCUGGAAGGUGUACUUUGAUGAAACUGCACAGGAGAUCGUGGAUGAGUUUGCCAUGAGAUACGGAGUAGAGUCCAUCUACCAGGCCAUGACCCACUUUGCCUGCUUAUCGUCUAAGUACAUGUGCCCAGGAGUGCCAGCUGUGAUGAGCACCCUCCUUGCCAACAUCAACGCCUACUACGCCCACACCACCCAGUCCUCCAACAAUGUUUCUGCCUCGGACAGAUUCGCUGCAUCAAACUUUGGCAAAGAACGGUUUGUCAAACUGCUGGAUCAGCUUCACAACUCCCUGAGGAUCGACCUGUCCAUGUAUCGGAAUAACUUCCCCGCCAGCAGUCCUGAAAGACUACAAGACCUUAAGUCUACUGUCGACCUGCUGACGAGCAUCACAUUUUUCAGGAUGAAGGUCCAGGAGCUGCAGAGUCCCCCCAGGGCAAGUCAGGUGGUGAAGGACUGUGUAAAAGCCUGUCUCAACUCUACCUACGAGUACAUCUUCAACAACUGCCACGACCUGUACAACAGGGAAUAUCAGACAGACCCGUCGAAAGCCGUCCCUCCAGAUGAACAGGGUCCCAGCAUCAAAAAUCUGGACUUCUGGUCAAAACUCAUCACACUGAUUGUUUCCAUAAUAGAGGAAGAUAAGAACUCAUACACUCUUUGCCUUAAUCAAUUUCCCCAAGAACUCAAUGUGGGUAAGAUCAGUGCUGAAGUCAUGUGGAACAUGUUUGCACAAGAUAUGAAAUACGCCAUGGAAGAGCAUGAGAAGAACCGCCUGUGUAAAAGUGCAGACUACAUGAAUUUGCACUUCAAGGUGAAGUGGCUUUAUAACGAGUACUGCAAGGAGUUGCCCACUUUCCAGAAGCACGUACCCGAAUAUCCAGCCUGGUUUGAGCCGUUCGUCGUCAUGUGGUUGGACGAAAACGAGGAAGUUUCCAGAGAUUUUCUCCACGGCGCACUGGAGAGAGACAAGAAAGAUGGGUUCCAGGUCACGUCGGAGCACGCUUUGUUCUCCUGUUCGGUGGUGGACGUGUUCUCCCAGCUCAAUCAGAGCUUUGAAAUCAUUCGCAAGUUGGAAUGUCCCGACCCUCAGAUUGUCGGCAACUACAUGAAGAGAUUCGCCAAGACUAUCGGCAACGUCCUCCUUUCUUAUGCGGACAUCAUAGCGAAGGACUUUCCAAAUCAUGUCAAGAAAGAGAAAGUGCCAUGUAUCAUAAUCAAUAACAUCCAGCAGCUUCGGGUUCAGCUGGAGAAGAUGUUUGAAGCCAUGGGAGGGAAAGAUCUCAACCUGGAGGCGAGUGACUUCCUGAAGGAGCUCCAGAACAAACUCAACAGCGUCAUGGACGACCUCAGCCGUAUCUUUGCUGUCAGCUUCCAGCCCCAGAUUGAAGAUAACGUGAGGCAGAUGGGGGACAUCCUAGCCCAGGUCAAAGGUCAGACCGUCCCUGCAAAUGGAAGUGUGGUUCAGGAGGCUGACAACGUCCUGCAACCAAUCAUGGACUUCCUGGACAGCAACUUGUCGCUGUUUGCAAAGAUCUGUGAGAAGACGGUCCUGAAGAGAGUGCUGAAGGAACUGUGGAAACUAGUGAUGAACACGAUGGAAAAAACUAUUGUGCUUCCAACACUUACAGACCAGACGGGAACCCAGAUGAUCUUCAAUGCUGCUAAGGAGUUGGGUCAGCUCUCCAAACUCAAGGAGCACAUGGGCCGGGAGGAGGCCAAAGCUCUGACUCCCAAACAGUGUGCAGUCAUAGAGCUGGCACUAGACACUAUAAAGCAAUAUUUCCAUGCGGGCGGCGUUGGCCUGAAGAAGACGUUCCUAGAGAAGAGUCCCGAUUUGCAGUCUCUGCGCUACGCCUUGUCCCUGUACACGCAGGCCACUGACAAGCUCAUCAGGAAGUUUGUCCUCUCCCAGCAUGCUCAGGUCCAUGGAGGGAAGGGAAUCCGAUAUACUACAAAUGAAGACACCCCACCAGAGAAAGCCUCUGGAGUGGACGCGGUCGGUGAGGUGGUCAUGGGCGUGGACAUUUUACCGCAGCCGAACGGAGAGCACAAGAUCAGUGUCAAAGUGGUGGCUGCCAAUGACCUGAAAUGGAAAGCACAGGGUUUCAGGCCUUUUGUGGAAGUCUACAUUAUUGGGCCUCACCUCAGUGACAAGAAGAGGAAAUUUGCCACCAAGUCCAAGAACAACAGCUGGUCGCCAAAGUUCAACGAGAGCUACCAGUAUUCGCUCGGCACCGAAGUGGGACCGGAGAGCUACGAGCUGCAGGUGUGUGUGAAGGACUACUGCUUCGCCAGGGAAGACCGCACCGUGGGAAUGGCCGUGCUGCAGGUGAAGGACAUAGCAAACAAGGGCAGCGUCACCUGCUGGCUGCCGCUGGGACGACGGGUCCACAUGGACGAGACGGGCCUGACGGUGCUGCGCAUCCUCUCUCAGCGCAACAACGACGACGUGGCCAAAGAAUUCGUAAAGCUCAAGUCCGACCAGCGUUCAGCAGAAGAGGGCCGCAGCUGAGGCGGAAGAGAGCGACCACAAAAAAACAACAACAAAAAAAAAAAACGUGUGCACAAAAACACCAGAAGCAUACCUGACGAGGCAUCGUGUUACACACACAUAACACCCCGCGCCUACAUAGAAAACCACGUGCAAUAUACAAGCACACACGUGAAACUGCUCUAUUGUACAUAUAUCUGCAUACAUUAUGCAACAUCUACAUUGUAAGGUUAUCAAUGCAAACACGGGGGAGUGAGUUUAUAU